This is a messenger RNA of Anastrepha ludens (Mexican fruit fly), 2774 nucleotides long. It is a transcript of the gene nod, whose product is annotated as kinesin-like protein Nod. Lineage: Eukaryota; Metazoa; Arthropoda; Insecta; Diptera; Tephritidae. Gene Ontology annotation, biological process: mitotic spindle organization; microtubule-based movement. Gene Ontology annotation, molecular function: microtubule motor activity; microtubule binding; ATP binding. The transcript has 11 exons. The record is from RefSeq and is a predicted model, not a curated record. Bases 193 to 2634 code for a protein of 813 amino acids.
UUAUGUAAACCAUAUCAAAACAAAGUAUUCGAAGGCAGAUGCAACUGAAAUUUCGAAUUUGUCGCAAUAAUUUAAAAAAUUGAAAUAAUCUUCGUCCGCCUUUUGUUGAUAUUUUAAUCAAAUAAAUAAGUAACAUUUAUAUAGAUUAAUAUUUCUGAUAUAAAGCUCAGUUAGGAAAGUGUAACAGUAAAUAUGUCGAAUAUAGAUGACAGAAACGAUGCGGCUGCCGUGCGGGUUAUUGUGCGUGAAAAGCCCGCUCGAGAUUCACAGACCACAAGUGUAAUUUCAUACCUUGAAUGCAGUGCAAAUAUUUUGGUGGCAGACGGUAGACCCUUUACUUUCGAUAAGGUGUUAGUUCCAGCGGCCACUCAGGAGGAAUUGUUUCGUGACAUUCGCCCUCUGGUCGAUAAGGUAAAAAAGGGCUACAAUUGUACAGCAUUAGCAUAUGGCCAAACAGGAACUGGAAAAUCUCAUUCGAUGGGACUAAACUCAAGCUCUUCUGCAGGUGAGGACGUCGGAAUUAUACCCAGAUGCUUGUUGGAGAUACUGCAAACAGAUGUGUUGGGACCUGAAAGCAGCUUUAGUUCAGAAGUUCCAGUUCAAAUAUACGCCUCUUUUAUUGAAAUUUAUAAUGAAAAGGUUUUCGAUUUGCUGAGUGAAAAUACCAACGUACCGAUUAUAGCGCGAGGAUACAAAUAUACUGGCGGCACUCGAAAAGUACUCAAAACUAUGGACGAUUGCCACUGUGUCCUUCAACAAGGCAAUAAGAAUCGGCAUGUUAGGCCAACUAAAAUGAAUUCUCAAAGUUCACGAUCACAUGCAAUUUUCACGAUUCAUGUUCACACUGUUUCCGAAAAAGGCGUCAUUAAUACAAGACUAAAUUUAGUCGAUUUAGCAGGUUCGGAAGGUGUACGUAGAACGGGCCACCAAGGAGUUGCUAUGUCGGAAGGUGUUAACAUUAAUCAGGGUCUUCUCUCAAUUGGUAAAGUUUUGCAGGCCAAAGCGCUCGGUCACAAAGUUAUUCCAUAUCGCGAUAGCGUGCUAACAUCAGUUUUGCAAGAUUCCCUUAAUGAAAACUCUUAUUUAACACUUUUGGCUUGUAUAAGCCCUCAUCGUGCUGAUCUCACAGAAACUUUAUCAACUCUUCGUUUUGCUCAAAGUGUGAAGCAAUUGAAACACUCGCCCCAUAUUAGUGUAAUACUAGCUGAAUCAAAGAAAAACCGAAUGAAAACUCCGAAGAAACCUACCAUAACGCCUGUCCCCAAGAAGCGACAAUUUUGCGGAAUAGCUGUAAGCCUGGAUCAUAAGGCGCUAAAGGCUGGAUAUCACAGUAACACAUUUUGUACUCCAAGCAAGUUAAAACGAAAUAAUAUCGUCGAUAAACUGAACCAAUCUGAAAUGGGACUUACACCAAAACAAACAGAAAAGGCGCGAACAGGCAUGCAUGCUCCUUUGGUUCCCGAACUCUCUACGAUACAGUCAAAUUUUCCCUCAAGAAAUCGGGAAUCAAGUAUUCUAAUGGAUCAGUCUCUCGAUUCCCGCGCCUCAAUAAUAAGUUUAAACGUAUCAUCAUCAACAAUAUUUGGAAAUGAUGGGCCAACAUCAAGUAAAACUCUAAGUUAUAGUCCAAUAGUGCGUAAAUGUAUGGCAGAAAUCGAAAAUGUUAUGGAAAGUAAAAUGUCGCAAUUUUUAGAAACUCUUAAAGAUCUAAGUAAAGAGAAUUUCAAUCAGCAAACUACAAUUAUGGAAAAAAACCGUAGUUCUACUCCAUGGACAACCGAUUCCGCUAGUGCUGGCGCGCUACCGUUUGUUAGUCGUGAAGAAUUCAAAACUAUUAUGCAAGAAGUAUGGAAAGAAAAUGUCGUGAAAGCAAAGAAUACACCUUUAAGCAAUGGAAAUGGUUCCGAAUCAAUGUUGUUAGAGUCCUCUCUUAUAGGAAAAUAUCCCAAAUGCCAGCUGUUUACAACAAGCAGUCCGGUUUUCAAAGUCCCUGCUGUACCUACUAAAGGAACUGCUGGUGCUGAAGAGCCUGCUGAAAUUCUAUAUUUACCUGCAAAUGCUUCUGAAGCCCAUGAGGAUUCUACAUGUAGUAAAGUAGAAAUGCGACGAUCUCGACGGAUUUCACAACGGCUACAAUAUAACUCAUUUACCAAUUUAAACGGUUGCGGCACAGUAAAUGAAACAUUACGACGUUCUCGCCGCGUUUCUGCAAUGAGAGAACGACAAAGUUCUAUUGAUGCUGCUCACUUAAAUAUAUUGGAAUCAGAUAAGGGAAAUGGAAAACCUAUAAAUAACUCAAAACAACAUAAAAGCGCCAGGAAUUGUGUCGCUUCUUUAAAAAAUAGUGUCAUAGAAAGAUACUUUGGCCUUGAUUCGAAAAAGGCAAUUGCGAACGUCAAAAUAAAUAAACCGAAUAUUCAAAAACAUCGAAAAGCUAUAUUAGAUUUACUAAAUACGGGAUCUAUAAAGGAGUUGCAAAUACUACCACAAAUUGGUCAAAAAAUGGCAUUUCAGUUGGUGACUCAUAGAACAUUAAGUGGGAAAUUUAAAAACCUGACUCAACUCGAAAAACUCCCAAUAUGGCGUGGAAAUUCUUGGAUACGUUUUGCACAGGCUAAUUUACUAGUGGACUGAUACGAAGUCGUACAAACAUUUUUAUUUAUAGCGAUGGUCAAUAUAAGAUAGUUUCUAAUUUACAUAAAAAUGUUUUACAAUUUUCCAUAAAAAAAAGAAAAAUAAAAAAAUUAGAAAAUAUUAUCGAUAUCAAUAUCAAA